This is a messenger RNA of Argentina anserina (silverweed cinquefoil), 1137 nucleotides long. Its product is annotated as WUSCHEL-related homeobox 6. Lineage: Eukaryota; Viridiplantae; Streptophyta; Magnoliopsida; Rosales; Rosaceae. The transcript has 5 exons. The record is from RefSeq and is a predicted model, not a curated record. Gene Ontology annotation, molecular function: DNA binding; DNA-binding transcription factor activity. Bases 1 to 1137 code for a protein of 378 amino acids. Gene Ontology annotation, biological process: plant organ development.
AUGCCGGCCACGUCGAACUCGAAGAUCCCGAGGUCAAGCUCCGUCGGUGUUGCUCGAUCCCCGCUCGGGGUGCGUCGCCGCUACUACCGAUCGCUGCGUCGUGGUCACGCGGUCUCUGUGACACCGGCGGUGUUGAGCACGGAGGCGAUUGGAGGGAAAUCGCCGGCUUGGAAGGAGAGGAGCGGUGAUUGUAGAGACCCUCACAUACACAAUAACAAGGAUCAGCCUAGAGUACUACUCGUUCCGAAGCUUACCUCUACUUCCAACACUACCCAAAACCCUGUGCUCUUCAACCACCACCAUCAUCAGAUGGUUCGAGUAACGACAUCAUCAGAGCCAGGAAGAGGUAGCGCUGGUUGUUUUUGUGUUGAUAAAAAGCUAGCAGCUGCAGCUCCAACGCGAAGUACCCGAUGGAAUCCAACUGGGGAACAGCUAAUGGCCCUGGAAAAGCUGUAUCGAUCUGGGUUAAAGACACCGACGGCCCAACAAAUCCAACUGAUGACUGCACAGCUUCGAAACUUUGGGAAGAUUGAAAGCAAGAAUGUAUUCUACUGGUUUCAGAACCACCGAGCCAGGGAGAGGCAGAAAAGACGCCGUGAACUCAUGUCAAUAUAUCAGACUGACUCUAAGAAAUUACAAACUUUAACCAGCAACACACUUUGCAGUCUCCAGGACAAAGAAUCUGCAGGAGGAUUAACAAACUCAAGUCUUGAAGUUGAGCCCCAGAGAAUACCAAAGUGCACUGUUCUUUCUGAUCAGGAAUCAUGUUCAGUACUGCAAGAGACGAUGAGCAUGGUGAAAAGCAAUUCCUACAGGCAACUAGUGGAACAAUCAGAUUCGCCUAGACCCACAUCAGUACACACAAACGCGUCAGCGACAUUAAUUUACACAAAGUUCUUGAAUUCUCAUCACUACUAUGAUUAUGAUUGCGGUAUGGUAUUGGCUGCACCCAAUAUCAAAGGAGAAGAAGAAGAAAGUAGAGAAACUCAAACUCUGGAGCUCUUUCCACUCAAGAGGGAAAGUCUUAAGGAUGCUAAUGAUACCAGAUUACCUACAAGCAGCAAAACCGCAAGCACAGACACUACUGCAGACUUCAUGGCAGAUCGACCUAUAUUAUCAAUUUCUUUGAACUUUUAA